UGUGUCGCGCAAUACUGACACCACGAGAAAAAACAUGGAUGCUGAAUGCCAUGGUGAAACUAUGAGAAUUCAGUGACAGCAGGGUUGUGUCAAGGUCUGGGUUGUGUCUUUGUGGAGUAAGGUAGCGGUCGAUUUACAUCAUGUCCCGGCUAACGAAGACAACGCUCCAGAAACUUCGAUAUCUGAGUGUUAAUGGACAUCGUCACAUCUGGAGGCAGAAGAGCACGUCAUCAGAAAGGGCGUUGAACUACCAACCAGGCCAGAAAAUCUAUGGCUUCACAGUUGAAGAGGUUGUAUCCGUGCCAGACCUUUUUCUCACUGCGGUGAAGCUGACACACAACAAAACCGGAGCUAAGUAUCUGCACGCAGCCAGAGAUGACUCCAACAACCUCUUUAGUGUCCAGUUCAGGACCACUCCCAUGGACAGCACAGGUGUUCCUCAUAUCUUGGAGCACACAGUGCUUUGUGGAUCUGAGAAGUAUCCCUGCAGAGACCCUUUCUUUAAAAUGCUAAACAGGUCUCUGUCCACGUUCAUGAACGCCUUCACAGCGAGCGACUACACCAUGUAUCCGUUCUCAACGCAAAAUCGUAAAGACUUCCAGAAUCUUCUCUCCGUCUAUUUGAACGCCGUCUUUUUUCCAUGUUUACGAGAACAAGACUUCAGGCAGGAGGGCUGGAGGCUGGAGAACACAGAUGCCACAGAUCCUGACUCCCCUCUUGUGUUCAAAGGAGUUGUGUUUAAUGAAAUGAAGGGAGUUUUUUCAGAUAAUGAGCGCCUGUAUGCACAGCACCUUCAGAACAAACUGUAUCCAGACCACACCUACUCAGUGGUGUCAGGAGGAGAACCUCUGGUCAUCCCUGACCUCACCUGGAAACAACUCAGGCAGUUCCAUGCCAAACACUACCACCCCAGCAACGCAAGGUUCUUCACUUAUGGAGAUUUGCCUCUGGAGCAGCAUCUAGAGCAGAUUGAAGACGAAGCUCUGAGCAAGUUUGAACGCAUCGACCCAAACACAGCUGUCCCGUGUCAGCCUCUCUGGAGUAGCCCUAGAGAGGACCAUGUGACCUGCAGCCCUGACACUCUGGCACCAUUUCCUGCCAAACAGAACACACUGUGUGUGAGCUACUUGCUGGGAGACAUCACUGACACAUUUGAGGCCUUUACUCUCAAUCUGCUGUCUUCUCUGAUGAUCACUGGUCCAAACUCACCCUUCUACAAGGCUCUUAUUGAACCCAAGAUUGGAACAGACUUCUCCCCCGUUGUUGGAUAUGAUGGCAGCACCAAAGAAGCUUCGUUCAGUGUCGGCCUCCAGGGGAUGUCCAAGGAGGACAUGGAGACAGUGAAAGACAUUAUCAACCGAACCAUAGAUGAUAUCAUCAAGAAUGGCUUUGAAGAGGAAAGAAUCGAGGCUCUGCUUCAUAAGAUUGAGAUUCAGAUAAAACACCAGUCGACAAACUUUGGCCUUUCGUUGGCCGUGUACAUAGCAUCACCGUGGAACCAUGAAGGUGACCCUGUCCAACUGCUUCAGAUCAGUGAGUAUACUGCCAGGUUCAGGAAGGCCCUGGACGAAAACCCACGCUUUCUCCAGGAAAAAGUCAAACAGUAUUUUAAGGACAACACACACAGACUGACUCUGUCAAUGAGUCCAGAUGACGACCACCUGGAGAAGCAGGCGGCUGCUGAGCAGAUGAAGCUGGAGAAGAUGGUCCAGGCUUUGACUGACGAGGACAAAAAGGACAUCUAUGAGAAAGGUCUAGAUCUGCUGGAGGCUCAGAGUCAAACCCAGGACAUCUCCUGUCUGCCUGCCCUCAAAGUGAGUGACAUUGAGCCAAGGACGUCCGUCACCGCUGUUCAACUCACCUCUGCUGGAGGCGUUCCAGUGCAGUACUGUGAGCAGCCCACCAACGGCCUGGUUUACUUCAGGGCCAUGUGUAACCUCAACACAUUACCAGAGGAUCUCAGGCUCUAUGUCCCGCUCUUCUGCAGUGUGAUCACCAGAAUGGGAUGUGGGGAUCUGGAUUACAAAGGACAAGCCCAGCAGAUGGAGCUGAGGACAGGAGGCAUGUCUGCAUCCACCCAGGUCAUCCCUGACUCUGCAGAGCUGGACAUGUUUGAACAGGGUGUCCUCCUGUCCUCCUCCUGCCUGGACAGGAACCUUCCCCACAUGUUUCAGCUGUGGAGUGACAUUUUCAACAGCCCCCACUUUGAUGACGAAGAGCGUUUAAAAGUGCUGGUGAUGAGAUCAGCGCAGGAUCUGGCCAAUGGCAUCUCGUAUUCUGGUCACAUGUAUGCGAUGACGCGAGCAGGCCGUCACCUGACCCCAGCCGGAGACCUCCAGGAGACGUUUGGUGGAAUGGAACAGGUGAAGUUUAUGAAGAGAAUGGCUGAGACGCCAGACCUCAACCUUGUUCUCAGGACAUUACCCAGGAUAAAGAAACACAUUCUAAACCCAGAUAACAUGAGAUGUGCAGUGAACACAACUCCACAGAUGCUGACGGAUGCAGCCUCACAACUGGAGGGGUUCGUCCAGAGGAUUAACGUAAACAAACGAGAGCGCAAAUCUGUGAGACCAAACAUCGUUGAGAAACCUCUGGUUCCUGGUUCUGCCUCUGGACCAAACAGGAAACUAAUCUCUGAGCUGAACUUCCAUCCGUGUCAGAUGAAAACCUUCUUCUCGAUGCCUUUUUCUGUCAAUUUUAUCAGUGAGAUCAUACGGACCGUGCCUUUCUGCCACGAGGACUAUGCCAGUUUGUGCAUUUUAGCGAAGAUGAUGACGUUCAAAUUUCUCCAUGGAGAGAUCAGAGAAAAAGGCGGAGCCUAUGGAGGCGGUGCUAAGAUGGGAGGAGGCGGUUUGUUUUCCUUUUACUCCUACAGAGACCCACACUCAGUGCAGACGUUGGCUGCCUUUCGGAGAAGUGUGGACUGGGCCAAGUCGGGACAUUUCAGUCAACAGGACAUAGAUGAAGCCAAACUCUCAGUUUUCUCUGCUGUGGACUCACCUGUGGCUCCUGCGGACAAAGGGAUGGGUCAGUUCCUCAGUGGGAUCACAGAUGAGAUGAAACAGAGUCACAGAGAGAGACUUUUUGCUGUUGCUCAUAAAAACUUAACCCAUGUAGCAGAAAGAUACUUGAGUUUGGGUCAGGGGACGUGUGGCGCUGCCAUUCUUGGCCCGGAGAACGAAAUGUUAAAGAAAGAUCCCACAUGGAUCGUAAAAUAAUCUUAUUGUCAUGCAUUUUUACAACUUUAAAUCCUCAUUGUAAAACAUGUGAUUUAAUCAAACUUGAAUGAAGAUCUGUUAAAAUUA
Messenger RNA from Cynoglossus semilaevis (tongue sole), 3305 nucleotides. RefSeq names its product pitrilysin metallopeptidase 1 (gene pitrm1). NCBI's taxonomy places the organism in Eukaryota, Metazoa, Chordata, Actinopteri, Pleuronectiformes, Cynoglossidae. The transcript is spliced from 27 exons. Gene Ontology annotation, cellular component: mitochondrial matrix. The record is from RefSeq and is a predicted model, not a curated record. Gene Ontology annotation, molecular function: metal ion binding; metalloendopeptidase activity. The coding region runs from base 141 to 3218 and encodes 1025 amino acids. Gene Ontology annotation, biological process: protein processing.